GCCCCCUGCAGGGCUCAGGGACCAAGGAAGACUCGGAGAGGGAGCAAAGUAUGGUGGACACCAAGAAGGAGCUCUGCCCCUAUGCUGCAGUGGGGGAGUGCUGCUAUGGGGAGAACUGCGUGUAUCUGCAUGGAGACAUGUGUGACAUGUGCGGGCUGCAGGUCCUCCAUCCCGUGGAUGCCGCCCAGAG
Messenger RNA from Rangifer tarandus platyrhynchus (Svalbard reindeer), 190 nucleotides. The record is from the annotation of a GenBank genome assembly. Lineage: Eukaryota; Metazoa; Chordata; Mammalia; Artiodactyla; Cervidae.